Molecule: messenger RNA, 1092 nt
Organism: Xiphophorus maculatus (southern platyfish)
Lineage: Eukaryota; Metazoa; Chordata; Actinopteri; Cyprinodontiformes; Poeciliidae
Product: G2/M phase-specific E3 ubiquitin-protein ligase-like
Exons: 5
Coding region: 1-978 (325 amino acids)
Cellular component (GO): nucleus
Molecular function (GO): ubiquitin-protein transferase activity
Source: RefSeq, a predicted model, not a curated record
AUGAUCACGUCAUCAUCUCUCAGCCGCUUUAACAUAAACAGAGCCAAUGUAUGGGAUGGAGCACUGAGAGGUUUCAAGCGGGCUUCUUUCAACCCUUUCAAUGAAAUAUUUGUAAAAUUCACCGAUGACGAGGGACAGGCAGAAGACGGCGUUGAUAACGGUGGUCCCAAGCCAGCCAAAAAUGAUGAAUAUUUCAUGGUUGGGAGGAUGAUUGCCACUUCUGUCGUUCAUGGAGGUCCAGGUCCUCAAUUCUUAUCUGAGAAGCUCUACCAGCACCUCACAGGAACAUCAACAAAUACAGAAGGAAAGAUAGAAGACAUCACUGACAACACCAUGAGGGCUUCUUUGAUUGAGAUAUCCAGUGCAGGUACAUUGACUGAACUACACCAGUCAGUUGAAAGACAUGCAAGCAUCUUGCAAACUGCUGGCUGCUUGCAGUUCCCUGUGACUGUUGAUGACAAAUUGAAAAUUGUAAAGGAGUUCAUUGAUUGGUACAUCAUUUACCGCAACCAUUUCUCUAUUCAAAGAUUCAAGGAUGGCCUUUCAACACUGAACUUCCAGAAUGCUUUGGAGCAGCAUGCUUCCGUCUUCAGGCCAUUUAUGUGUGUAAGAGUGGAACAGCUGACAUCCAAAAUAUUGGAGGAAAUAUUUGAGGUUCAGCUCAGUGAAAAGGGUAGCAGCAGACGACAUGAGGAAACAAGAGUGCUAGGAUUCUGGAGAGACUUUCUCCUUGACACAGAAGAACAAAAAACGGGUCUCUCUCUCCAGGACAUCCUGAUGUUUGCCACCGGCUUGAACACACUACCUCCAUCUUCAAUUCUGCCACCACCAAAACUGAUCUUUCAGGCCACUUCUCGUUUUCCUGUCAGUAGCACCUGCCCCAACACUAUCAAAAUACCAAUGUCCAAGACGUAUCAUCAGUUUAAAGAAGACAUGGACUUUGGGAUUCAAAACUCCCCUGGGUUUGGGCUUUAUUAAGGUCAAAUGCAUAACAACAAAACAAAAUGCUAACUAUUUAACUUGUCAAACCUGUUCAGUUAUGACACUGUUUAGUGUUUGUGUGCGACCUUCAAAUUUGGAUUCUUGUUUGUU